Messenger RNA from Brassica napus (rape), 2573 nucleotides. RefSeq names its product ubiquitin carboxyl-terminal hydrolase 25. The coding region runs from base 278 to 2287 and encodes 669 amino acids. Gene Ontology annotation, molecular function: cysteine-type deubiquitinase activity; cysteine-type endopeptidase activity. The record is from RefSeq and is a predicted model, not a curated record. Lineage: Eukaryota; Viridiplantae; Streptophyta; Magnoliopsida; Brassicales; Brassicaceae. The transcript has 8 exons. Gene Ontology annotation, cellular component: nucleus; cytosol. Gene Ontology annotation, biological process: protein deubiquitination.
CCCAGUUACCACCAACCAACGAAAGCGAUCUCUUCUUCCUCCCAAACUCUUCCCCAUCGAAAUCAAUAGAUUCCGAUCACACGAUUGACGCGAGGAGCCCUAUGCGCUUAAACUAGCGAGAGCAGAAGCCGGAGAAGGCUUGGUUCUAGCAGUGGCGGCAUCGAGAGAUGCGAUCGCAUCUGUUGGCUUCGCCGCUGCGGCGAGCCAGCGAUGAGCGGUUGCUUCUGCGCUUUUAUCCGGCGGAGGAGAACCGAUUUUGAGGGGAACUAAACUGCAGAUGAGCUGGAUGCCGAGUCUCCUCACUCAGAAGCGUAGAAACGGUCCUCCCUUAGGGUUGAGGAACCUUUGCAACACGUGCUACCUCAACAGUGUCCUUCAGUGCCUCACCUACACUCCUCCUUUCGCUAAUUAUUGCCUUAGUCACACUCACUCCUCUCUCUGCGACUCAUAUGUGAAUGGGGAGAGGAAACGGGACUGUCCUUUUUGCUUAGUUGAGAAAAGAAUAGCAAGGUCUCUUAGUAUAGAUCAAGCUACCGAUGCACCAAACAGGAUUUUAAACUGCCUCAAAGUUUUUGCCGAGCAUUUUAAAUUGGGGCGUCAAGAGGAUGCUCACGAGUUCUUGCGGUAUCUGCUUGAUGCAUGCCACAAUGCGUCUCUCCGUCUGAAGAAGUUUCGACCAAAAGGUGUCGGUGCCGAGUCUAGUGAAGAGAAUACUGUUGUGAAGGAGAUUUUUGGUGGUGCGCUGCAGAGCCAGGUGAAGUGUUUGCCAUGCGGUGCGGAGUCUAGUAAGGGGGAUGAGAUUAUGGAUAUUAGUCUUGGGAUUUUGCAUAGUAGCUCGGUGAAGGAAUCAAUGCAUAAGUUUUUUCAGCCAGAGAUUUUAGAUGGCAACAAUAAAUAUAAAUGCGAAAGUUGUAAGAAACUGGUGACCGCGAGGAAGCAGAUGUCAUUACUUCAAGCCCCUAAUAUUCUUGUUGUCCAAUUGAAAAGAUUUGAGGGAAUUUUUGGUGGGAAGAUUGAUAAGCCCAUUACAUUUGGUGAGAUUCUGGUUCUCUCCACCUUCAUGAGUAAAGCAAGCAAGGACCCUCAACCAGAGUACAAGCUUUUUGGGAUCAUUGUGCAUUCUGGAAUUUCUCCUGAAUCAGGGCACUAUUAUGCAUACGUUAAGGAUCCUUUGGGCCAAUGGUAUUGCUGUAAUGAUUCGUUCGUCUCGAUCUCCACCUUGCAAGAGGUUUUGUCGGAGAAAGCUUAUAUUCUACUUUUUAGCCGUUCCAACCAGAGACCGGCAUCUGCUAAAACUCUGGUAAUAUCCAGUGGGACUACUUCUCGUGAUGGUAAUGGCUGUGAGACAUCAAAGCCCCGGAAGUUUAUUGGUCCCCUUAAUAAUGUCAACAUGAAUCCACGAGCCGAGCAGUCCAACUUCCAUAAAGAUAAUAACAUGUCUUCUUCAAAGCCCCAUAAGUUUAUUCGUCCCAAUGCUAACAUGAAACCACGAGCAGAGCAGUCCCUUCACAAGAGCAACACUAUUCCUCCCAGAGUUGAAAAGGCUCCGUUGAAGCCGCAUGCAAAUAUCAGUACUUCUGUCAACCUUGGUUCCAAAAGGGUCACUCCUACUGUCAAUGGCUGCCAAGUUCAGGACAUAGCUCUAGAUUCGGAUAAAGAGAAUAUUGGAUCCGUUUCGGCAAUGAAGGUUUACACGUGUUCUGAGAUGAAGUUCGGUACUGAAAAUGGUGGCAGUGGAGUUGAAGAAAACGGCAGUGCACAAGGUAGUAGUAGUCAUAACAAUGAAGUGAAAUUGCAUCCCCAUGAGCCUAACGGCUCCAGCAAUGGGGGUGAUCAUCACAAAGAUAACUUGCUUCAUCCAUGGAAGAGUAAUGAUGGUUCACAAAAUGAAACUGAUCACCAGGAAAUUGAAAAGGACGGUGUUAGCACAACCCCGUCCAAAGUCUUGGCCCCUUCGACAAAGAAAGACCCCUGCAUUUUGCUUAGAAAAGACGAACCGUCUCGGCAUGAACUUGAAGCAAUUAAAGAGAGCCUGAAGAAAGACGCGUCCUCAUUUCUACGGACAUGCGGAUGGUAUGAUCAAGUACACUCCUCCAUGCGUGCCAAGAAGAGAUUGUGUUCAGAGCAAUCAGGAGGAGAUGGGGAAGAUAGCAACGACUUAAAUUGGACCCUGUGCAGGAGGAGGUUGAUAGGAGAUGUAAAAUCAAGUUCCCUUCAGAUUCCAGAUGAAUUGAAAGCGCAUCUUGUAAACCGGCUCCGGAAAAUUGGCAAGAAGAAAUACUCGUGAACCAUUCAUGGUUUGCUUAACCGGUUCAAAGUCUCAAUUUGGUCCCUCUACACGCGCUUAAGUCCUCAUUUUCAUCACAUCGCUCCCGUUGGUUGUGUGAGAUACAGAGAGAACGGACGGAGAUUUUUUUUUCCUGUGAGGGUGAAAAGUGAAUUUAAUUUUUAUUAUUGUUACGUUUUUGGAAGAGAGUAACAAGUAAUUAACGAAAAAAAAAGAUCUCAUACUGUAUAAUAGUUUGUGCUUUCUCUGAACUUUUUUCUCCACUAUGGAUGAUUUACACAACGUA